AUGGGUUUUGCAGUGGCUAUGGACCACCUGUAUCCGAUUGUAGAAUAUGUUAAACGUUUGAAUCUUGAUGAUGUUAUCUUUAGUGAGGAAAAUCAGAAACUAGAUGUGGGCAAAAUGUGUACAUUUUCAUUGCAAAUUGCACAAGCUGUGGCAUAUCUAUAUAACCAGAAACCUGCGGUAGUUCAUUGUGACAUCAAGCCAGACCACAUAAUUAUUUCAGAGAAUGCUGAUGUUGUGAAACUGUGCGAUAUGGGUCUUUCAAAAUUAAAUAUAUUAAACAGUACACUGACAACAUUCGCAAAUCAAAACGGACUUCAGCCUGGAACACCUGCCUACCAAGCGCCUGAAGUUAUUUUGAACCACUCACCUGCUUGCAAAAGCACUGAUGUUUGGAGCUUGCCAUGCACCAUAUCUGAGGUAUUUUCAGAAGAGCAAGAGAGGGACAAGCUGUAUCUGACCAGGACUGUGAUCUUUCAGCUUGUACAAGCUCUCAAAUACAAGAUCAGUUUACCUGAUGAAAAUUUCUUACUUCUUGUUCAGUAUGAAUACACGUUUAAGAUUCGCAUGUCUUUAAACAUGAGAGAUUUAUGCAGCAGUCUGAAAGUGUUCAAUUUCUUCUCUCUGUUUCUUGUACAACGCUGA
Mercenaria mercenaria is the source of this 642-nucleotide messenger RNA. RefSeq names its product mitogen-activated protein kinase mpk-1-like. Lineage: Eukaryota; Metazoa; Mollusca; Bivalvia; Venerida; Veneridae. The transcript is spliced from 3 exons. The coding region runs from base 1 to 642 and encodes 213 amino acids. Gene Ontology annotation, molecular function: protein serine/threonine kinase activity; ATP binding. The record is from RefSeq and is a predicted model, not a curated record. Gene Ontology annotation, biological process: mitotic DNA damage checkpoint signaling; protein phosphorylation. Gene Ontology annotation, cellular component: nucleus.